GACAACUUUUCAAAACUCUUCCCUCAAUGUCUUCAGUUGAAUCCCUUAUCCGGACCUUUCCCGAUAACUUAUCGUCACAAAGGAUACUGGAUAAAAAAUGUGAGAAAAAAGGAAGUAUUGUGGGAGGUGUUUUACUGAGAAACCGUAAUGAAGACAUACCUCUCACACCAUCACUGUUUGCUUACAAAAUGUCUUUGACUUCAGAAGAAUUGUAUAAGCAAUUAUUUUACAGUCAUAUCCCUGAGACGUUGGCUCUGCAUGACAUGUCUUUGAUUGGGGAUCAAAAGACGACGUCAUUUCCCGUCAAUCGUCCAUUGUUUCAACCAUUUCCUUCUGAGCUAAUUUUUCAAAGCUAUGAGCCUGGAAAAUCUUAUGAGUUGCCGUUAGUACUUCGUAAUAUGGAUAAGGUUUCAAGAACAGCUCAUUUGAUUCAAAAUGAUACUCCAUACUUUAAAAUAAAAUGUUUGAGUACACAAGGGUCUAAAGUGGCAGCUGGUUUGUCACUUUCUUUCACAAUUGUCUUCACUCCUGAUGCUAACCAGGAUUAUCGACACGACCUUAUGUGUGUGACUGAUAGAGAACUGUUCUCCGUUCCCGUAUUUUGUAUUGGCCCAAGAGCGGUUCUAGAAUUGCCUGAUGAUAUCUGUUUUGAUGAGGUUCCAGUGAAAGUAGUGAGUAAAAAGUUAGUAGGCGUGAGGAACAUUGGGAACUGCCAGGCCUCUGUAAAGUUUGAUACCAUGAAGCCGUUUUUUGUUGAACCCAUAUCUUUAAAAAUUGAAUCUGGUGCACUAGAAGAGAUAAAGGUUUCAUUCAUUCCUGAAAAUACAGGAGAAGUCUCGAAGAAUAUGUUCAUCAUUUAUGAUACUGGAGAAAGACUUCAGAUUAAUCUUCACGGUCACGGACGAGAAUCGUUGGUUUAUCUUAGGGAUAACAAAGUGUCAUUGAACGGAACAUUCAUUGGAUUACAUUCGCAAACUAAAGCUUUCAUCGUAAACGACUCAUCCGAUGUUAUCAGUUUUAAGUGGAGUCCUUUUGAAAAUAGCGAGGAAGAGUCACUUGUGAAUGACUUAUUAGUUGGAACGUUGAAUAACUCUUGUGAUUUUAAAUCUUUUCUGAAGCAAAAGUUGAUUACGUGGGCCAGGAAAUUUUCUGAUCAACAAAUACCAUAUCCAACAAAUAUUCAAACAAUUGAAUCUUCUCCAUUCAAUAUUGAACCAAUUGAAGGACGUAUUCAACCAUAUACAACAUAUGAAUUUAUUGUACAUUUUAAUCCAGAAAAAGCUAAUUUAUAUGAAGAUCUAUUUUAUUGUGAUGUUGAAGGUGUACAAAAACGUUUAGUUCUAUCAAUUCAUGGUGAAGGUUUAGGACCAAAAAUUAAAUUCUCAUAUAAAUAUUUAAAUAUGGGAAAGAUAUUUAUUGGUUCAAAGCAUAAAUAUGAAUUGGUUAUAUCCAAUACUGGAUUAAUUGAAACAAUGUUUUCAAUUCAUUGUAAAAAUAACACUGAGGGAGAUGAGAAUAGUCAAAAUUUAACUAAAUUUGGCAAAUAUUUUCAUCUUAUACCUGAUGAAGGAUUAAUUUGUCCUGGUGGUUAUCAAGUGAUACAAAUUGAAUUUAAUUGUAAUGAUUUACUUGGAGAAUUUAAUGAAAUAUUUCAAUUUGCCUUUGAUGGAUCAACUAAUUUUGAAGAGAUUACAUUUAGUGGUACUGUGGUUGGACCAACAUUUCAUUUUGAUGUUCCAUCAGUGGAAUUUGAUCAAGUUUCUUAUGGAUUUUCAAAAGAGAAAAUUAUAACGUUGCAUAAUACUUCAUUUAUACCAAUGGAUUUUAUUCUUCGUAUCACUGAUCAUGAUGACAAUGAUGACAUGGAUGGUGAUAAUAACAAUAAAGAAGAUGAACAAUUGAAUGUUAUUUCUAAUCAUCAUUCAAAUUUACAUAAAUCAUUUGAUAAUGCAACAUUUCAAAUUACUCCAAACUAUGGAAAUCUACUUCCAAUGAGUUCAAUAAAUAUAUCCAUAAGAUUUAGUCCAAAAUAUUUAGGUUUAAAAAAGUAUAAAUUAAUUGUUGAUGUUAUAAAUGUUGGGAAAAAAGCACAUUGGUUACCAAUAUCUACUGAGGCUAUCCGUCCAGAUGUAAUUGUAACACCGGAAUUGAUAAAUUUGAAAAGAUGUUUUAUUAAUUAUCCCUAUACUAUUGAAAUAACAUUAACAAAUCAAUCAAUCGAACCAGCUAGUUAUCAAUUUGUUGAACAAUUAUCAACAGUAAAAGAAGUAAAAACUAUAAAACUACAAACUAUUACAAAUCAAGAAAACGAUUCUAGUGAAGAAUCCAACUUACAAUAUUCAAUAAAUAAUCCAGAGGGAUUUAUUAAUGGAUUAAAUUCUGUUAAACUGUCAAUAACAUUUAAAGCAAAAGUAUUAGGAUCAAUUACAAGUGAAUUAUGUUUCAAAAUUUGUGGCAUCAAUGAGAACCCAUUGAAAAUACCUGUAAAAUGUAUGGGAGAAGGUCCAGUGUUACAUGUUGAUCAAACAAAAUUAGAAUGGGGAACAAUCCCUGUAUUACAACCAGUUGUUAAAAUAUUAAGAAUUUCUAAUGAGUCGUGUAUUGAUGCUAAUUAUAAUGCUAAGCUGGUACGAAAUGAUACUGUUUAUAAAGCUGAACCAUAUUCUGGAACUAUUCCAGGUUAUAGUCAUAUAGAUUUGAAUAUAAUCGCAAAUCUAGAUGAUAUUAUAUUAUUUAAAGAUCAGUUAAUUGUACAAGUUGAAAAUACUUCAAAACCAUUGAAAAUUGAACUAAGUGCAACUGGUCAAGGUGGUACAAUUGUAACACAACCAUCAGUGGGUUCUGUAUUAAAUUUAGGCAGUAAAUUUAGUGUUAAUCCAAUGAGAAAAUAUUUUAAAGUUAUAAACAAAGGAAGGAGGUCACAACAAAUCAUUUGGUCUAUAGAUGGACAAUCACCACGUAAAUCAAUCCAUAUGGAUGGUCAAUUAUCAGAUAAAUCGGAAUCAAGAUGGUCAAUUACACCACAUCGUUUUGAUCUUAAUCCAGGAGCUUCUACAGAAAUUUGUCUAGAAGUUCAAUGUGAUAGUGUUAAGACGAUUCAUGAGAAAAUUUUAUGUCAUUCAAUUAUUGGACGAAGUGCUAAAUACUUAAUUAAAACAAUUGAUGUUUCUAUUGACUUUAUUAAACCAGUUAUUGAAUUAUCUACAAGUGAACUGUUUUAUCGAAUAGAAAAGGCACCAUCAGAUGAAUUAUCUAUACAAUUCAAUCAUUUCACAAUGACUAAUAAAGUAGAUUUAUUAUUAACAUGUUUAUUGGAAGUUUGCAGUCCAUUCAACUUGUUUAUUGAUGAAAGUUACUCAUCUACAAUGACAUUUCAAUUAAAACCAUUUGAAUCAAAAGAAAUAACAGUUUCAUUUAAUCCAAAAUAUAAAGAUGAUUUAAUUAGUAGAAGAGCUGAUGAAUUAUUAUUUAUCAAAUAUGCUGAGCAUCCACAAACUGAUGCUGUACGAUUAAUUGGUGAAGUACAUUUUCCAAAUGUUCAAUUUAGUUCUAAUCUAAUUGAUUUUGGUUGUAUAUUAAAUCAUACAGAAAUGACAGAACAUUUAAGUAUGAAAAAUAUUAGUCCUUUACCAGUAAAAUUUCGUUGGACUUUACUUAUUGGUGAUCGACCAAAUAUUAUAUUUAAACGUCAAGCACGAUUAAUAGAAGAUCAAAUUUCUAUGAAUGUUCAAAAAUUAUUACCUAAUUCUCAUAUCAUUAAUAAUAAAAACAUUGAAAAUAUCAUACAAAAUAGUUGUCAAGAUACUAAUGACAUAGAAGAUGAAAUAAAAAUCAAUGAAUCAUAUAAUGAAUUCAAUCAAACUAUUCCAAAUCAUUCAAUUAAUGAACAUAUAUUAGAUAAUAAUGUAAAUCAUAAUUUAUCUACUACUGAAAAUAGUAUAUUACGUAAUUUAAUUGAUGAAGAUGAAGAUAUUAUACCAUUAGGUAUUGAAGAAUUAUUUGAUAUUGUACCAUUAUAUGGUGAAAUUAAUCCAGGUGAAACAAUCUAUUUAAAUUGUACAUUUUAUGGACAUUCUAAUAUUGAAGCAUCUGUAUUAGCUUUAUGUGAAAUUGAUCAUGGUCCUAAAUAUUAUAUUGAAUUAAAAGGUUCUGCAUCAGAUAUUAUUUAUCAAAUUGAUCAAACUGAUCAUAUUGAUUUAGGUUAUCAUCGUUUAAAUCAAUCAAUAAUCUAUAAAUUUAAUAUAAUGAAUAUGGGUAAAGUGAAUUUUAAUUAUAAAAUUUCUUUUCCUACACAUGAAACAUUUCAUGAUUCUAUUGAACAAACAACAUUAUAUAAAAUAACUGAAUAUGGUCAAUAUAAAAUUAUACCAUCUUAUGGUCAAAUUAUUAAUAAUCAAUCACAAUCUAUUCAAAUUAUUUAUCAACCAUUAAAACCGGGUUAUUUUGAACAAGAAUUAAAUAUUCAAAUAGGAUAUUUUUUACCAAAAUCUAUUAAAAUACAUGGUCUAAUUGAUUUUAAUUAUUUAAAUAUAAAUUUACCACGUUUAUGUAUGAUUCAAACAAAAAAUAAUCAACAACAACAACAACAAAUCAAUAAUGAUCAAUUAAUAAUCAAUAAAGAAAUCUCUUCAUCGAUUUAUCAAUUCACUAUGUUCAAAUUAAUUAAUCAAUUAUAUGAUGAUCUAAUCAAUUUUAUUGAUUUAUUGGAAAAACAACAACAACAACAAAAUAGAUCAAUUGUUUGUUUAUGUGAUACAAUCUUUUCAAAUCGAUCAGAUUUCAUUUUAAAUUCUAUUCAAAAUUAUAAUCAAUAUGAUCAAUUAUUUAUGCAUAAUAUUAAUUGUCCUAUUACAAAAGCAAUUAAACAUAUAUUAACAAAUCAAUAUUAUAGAAUGAAUAAAAUACCUGAGAAGAUAAUUAAAUUGAUACCAGAUAUAUAUUUACAAUUAAAUGCAGAAUAUGAAUAUAUUUGUAAUUUAUUAAAUGAUAACAAUAAUAAUCAAUAUCAUAAUGAUAAUCAAUUAAAAGUAGUUACCGAGACAGAAGAACAAAUGAAAUUAUGUUUUAUAAAAAAUUUAUACCUACCAUCAUAUUUACUUGAUUUUGGCAUAGUUAUAAUCGGUUCAAUUAUGAAACAAAAUAUAUCUAUUAUUAAUACAAGUUAUGAACCGAUUAGUUUUCGUUUUGAUACAACAUCUUUAUCAAAAGCUAAACAAUUUGGAUUUAGUACAAAUAUAACAAAAAUUUAUCAUUUACCUGGUUAUCCAGAUUGUGAACAAUUAGAUAUGGAAAUUACAUUUGAUACAAAACAAAUUAAUCAGUUAAUAAAUGAAAAUUUCAUUCAAACAGAAUUAAUUAUUAAAAUACUCAAUGGACCUUCAAUAUCAAUAAUACUUAGAGCUAAUAUUGUAAAACCAACAUUAACAUCACAUAUAAAUACAGUUGAUUUUGGUGAAGUUCAACGUGGUGAAGCACGUAUAAUUACAGUACAAUUACAUAAUCCAUCUCCUGUUUCAAUAAAUUGGUAUCGUUUAAUACCAGAAUUACAAACUACUAAAAAUACUACUGAUUCAGUUUAUCCAGUUCGAGUUCAUAAUAAAUCAUACCAAAGUUUAUUAAAAGAGAAACAAAUAAGAAUUUUUGAAGUUAUACCAAGUAGAGGAAUAUUAGAACCAAAUGAAAAAACUAAUAUACAGAUAAGGUUUAUACCACUUGAAGAGAAGAAGUAUGAAAGCAAGAUUCUAUUGAGCAUUGAAAAUACUGAUACAAUUUUAAAAAUACACUGUCAAGGUAAAGGUUUAGAGCCACAAUUAAUAUUCGAUCGUGUUAUGUUACAAUUUCAACCAAUUUUACCAUAUUCAUUAGUUGGAAGUGAAGAAAGUGUUACUAUAACCAAUCCAUGUGAUUAUCCAAUAGAAUUUUAUUCGCUUGAAUUGGAUAAACAAGUUGUUCAAGAGGAUGAAAUAUUAAGAUCUAUAGAUGGAUAUGAUGAAUAUGGAAGAUUAUUAUUACCAUCACGUAAACCAGGUGAUUUUUUACCUUCAGAGGUUAUUGCUUACUAUGAAGAACAAAAUAAAAUUGCCAAUUCUAAAUUAUCUGAUGAAUUAGAAGAAACUAUUCCUCUAGAAAAUAGUGAUGAGAAAAAUAUCAGAGAGUUAAAAUUCAUAGGAGUUUCUUCAUCAAGUACAUCAUUAAAAGAGGUGAAAAAAUCUAGUACAACCACCACUAAUACAACUCCAACAAAUAAUACUACUUCAACUAGUACAUCAGAACGUAAUAAAUCUGAUCAUCGAAAUGUAUUGUCUGAAUUAAUUCUCGAUGAGAUUAAACAUGAAGGUAGUAAAAUAUCAAAUUUCAAUAAUUUCAGUAAUGGAAAACAAACAUUAGAUGUUACACCUGUAUCACUAGCAAUAUCACGACAUUUGGGUAUGGAUUUAACUCAUGAGUCAUAUAAAUCAGGUAAAUUCGGUAUUGUAAUCCUUGUCAAUGGAGCAUUAGAAUCUAUUAGACGUGAUAUUGUCAAAGAUUUAGCUAGUAAAUAUCAAGCAAUUGUAAUUAACCUUAAUCAAAUUAUUAUUGAAGCAUUACUUACAAGUACAACUGAUGCAGCUUGUCAAGCAAGACAAAUCUGUUUAAAUGUUGGUCUAGAAAUAAUUCAAGCAAAAUUGUAUACAAAACAAAAAGAACUUCAAGAACAUGAACUAGAACAAUGUCAAUUACAACAAUUAGCUGAUUUAGAAGUUAAAUUAGAUUCACCUGUAGAAUUAUCAGAUGAUGCACAAAAAGAUGAAGUUGAUCUAUCUACUGCAUCUAUUAGUGGAGAACAAUCCAAAGUAACCACUGGUCAACAACAUAAAACAUCAGUUAAUCGACAAGGUCAAGUUCCACACAAAGCGAUGGGAUAUCGUGGUGCAUUAAAUGUACCUCGAAAAUUAAACGAUACUUCAUCAACUAUACCUGAAUAUAAUACAACAUGCAAAUCACGACGUAUUACAUAUUCAAUGUUUGAUGAUAUAAUCAAAUCAUCUAUUGAUAAAUCAACAUUAAAUUUAUUAAAUAAUGAACAAUUAUAUACAACAAUUUUACCUGAUGAUAUAAUAUUACAUUUAAUACAUGAAUAUUUCAAUCACCAUAGUAACAAUAAUAAUAAUAAUACCAAUAAAGGUAUCAUUAUAGAUGGAAUUGAAUCAGAUUUUACAAAAAAUAGCAUAGCAACAAUAGAAUUAUUAUUAAAAUAUUUUAAAAAUAAUUAUAAAUAUAUUUAUACAAUAAGUAUUAAAUUCAAUUAUGAACAAUAUAAACAAUAUAUCAAUGAAAAACAAAUAAAAUUAAAUGAAAUCAAAAAUCUAUUGAAUAAACAAUAUCAUGAAAAAUUAAUUGAUUUAACUGAUUAUGAAUAUGAUGAAUUAAAUGAGAAUGAACGUCAAAUCAUUGAUCAUUUACAAUAUGAAUUACGUCAUGAAAAACAUCAAAUUGAAUUAGAAAAAAAACGUAUACAAGAAGAACAAUUACGUGAAGAACAAGAAGCUGAAAUGAAACGAUUAGAAAUGGAACGAAACAUGAAGAAAAGAGGUAAACGACAAGAUGAAAAAAUAACUAAACCAAUUACAUCGAAUCAAGUAUCAGUUAAAGAUAAUCGUGCAUUAUCUGGUCGAAUGAGUUCAAAACCUGUGAAAGACGUUAAUAAUAAUUUGGGAAAAUUAGAUGCAGUAGAUAAAUCCCCUUUAACAGUUUUAGAAGAAACACGCCGUACAUCACGAUCUCAUGAAAAACAUCGUAGAUCUGCAACUAGUUUCAAAGAUGAAGCAUUAGCUGAGGAAGAAGUUGGAGCGUGUAUGACCGAAGAAGAACACCUAUUAUAUCAAACCUUGAAGUCAUUUGAAGGUGACUUUCGUUCUCUGUGUGAAUUACUUAGUACAUGGAAUCGCGUUACGUUACAACAACAAGUAUCAUUAUUAGAAUCACAUGAAGAAAGUCCAACCUCAACUAUUGUCAAUUUACCUAUUGGUAAACGUGCUAGACAAAGUGGUUUAAAUUUUCCAUCUAACACUGUCAGUACUAAUUUAAACAAAACGAAACAUUCAAUUGGUAAAGUUGAUCCUUCUAAUAUACAAGUUAUAAAUGAAAAUGUAACUGCUUUAUUACCACCAAUCUAUUGUGAUGUGUAUAUAAUGAAUGAAAACCAACCGAAUAAUAAUAAUAAUAAUCUAGUUGAAAUGAAAAAUGAAAAAGACUCAACUGAUAAUGGUGUACAAAUUAUUGGGAUACCACAUCUAGUUGUUGAAUUUCCAUUCAAAAAAGAUACAAAUAUUAUUGAAGCUAUUAAACAGGAAAUCAACUUAAUGUUAACCGAUCCAGAUGUGAUUCAUGUUGAAAGUAUAGUUGGUACAAAGAUUAAAGAUAAUUUGUUAAUAACAAACAGUUCAGGACAACAACAGCAACAACAAAACACAAUAUCAACUGAACUUUGUCAAUUAUUGUCAUAUCAUUUACCUGAACUCAAUGAAAUAAUCAAUUAUCUAGGUAUUGGAUCCGAUGGGCCACCUAUACCAGAACCGAAUAAUUUCUCAGUUAUAUAUUAUCCAAUUAAUAAUGAUACUACUAAUACAUUAAGAAAUAGAAAACAAAUUAGACAAUCAAGAAUAAUAAAAUUAAAUGAACAAAAAUCAAUUCAUAUAAAUUUGAAAUAUUAUGAAUUUUUACAUUCUGGUCAAGGUGAUCCAAUUAUGAAUACUGUACCAAUAGGAAGUUUAUUACAACUAACUGAUUCAAUUGGAGAUGAAGAAUUAGAAGGACGAAUAGAAACCAAUGAAUCUUCAAAUAAACAAAAAGUUGGCGAUUCAUCGCGUAAAACAGGUGGUCGAUCUAUUAAAAAAGAACGCAAAUCACCAAGACAAAAGCAUCAAACGUUAGAUCAAGGUGAAACUACAAGUCGUAAACCAAAAGUUUCUAUUGGUGGUGCAAACUUCGGUAAUGGUACUGCUCGACGUACUUCUGUCAUAAGCAUACAUUCAGAGCAAACGUCUUUGAAUGAUGAAAUGUCAAGCAUUGAAUCUAAUCAAUUAUUGAUUGGACAACCUCUUAAUCAUUUUCGUUGGAUUGUACCUGCUAAAGGACAGGUUCGUUUGAGAAUUCGUUUUCGUUGUGAUCAAGUUGGUCAGUUUGAUCAGAUAUUCAAUUUUGAAUUAUUGAAUAGUAGGAGAAUUUAUCAAUUAUACUGUCGUGGAAUAUGUGCUUUACCAACAAUUAGCCGUGAACCAAGAUUAAUCUAUGCGAAACGUAAACGUACUUGUAACCAAGGUGAAAUUAUUCAUGGUACCUAUUUAAUGUCUACAUCAUGUUUUGAAUUUGGACCAUUGUUAAUUGAAAAAUCUAAAGAACGAAUUCAAGAAAAUUAUUAUCCUGAAAAUAUUACCUACUUUAAUUUAGUGAAUACAUCACAAAUGGAUUCAGAUAUUAAAUUAUACUUUUUAAAUGAUCCAGAUGAAGAAUGUUAUAGUGUAGAACCAAAAGAAUUAAAUCUUAAACCAAAUCAAUCUAAUAGUGUACGUAUUUGUGCAUUUCCAAAAUUGAAUAAACAUUAUAAUGAUGCACUUGUUUGUUUAAUUAAAGAUAAUCCAGAACCAAUUCUAUUUAAAUUAGCUUGUGAUGGUGUUUUACCAGAAUUGGAAUUGGAUAAAAAAGUAUUUAAUUUUGAAAAAGUAUUAUUACAAAGGAAAGAAGUACGUUCUAUUAUUUUGAGAAAUCGCACUUUAUUACCAGCUCAAUGGAAAUUAUCUGGAAUCGAAGCGUUAGGUGACGAAUUCUCUGUAUCACAGGAUGCCGGCAUUGUUGAACCACAGUCAGAAUCUAUUGUCUAUGCUUAUUUUCGUGCAAUGAAAUCUGUCAAACCAAACCAGAAGAGAAGCUUACGUCUUGAAGUUUAUGAUUUAGAAAAUAUUGCUGGUUUAAUACAAGUAGAAACUAUACAAGUGAUGGCUGAAGCAUAUGAUGUUGCUUUAGAUAUUACAUUUCCUAAGGGGAGUGAUGGAGGUAUUGAUUUCGGUUUAAUCAAAGUUGGUGAAGAAGUUAAACAUGCUAUUACAUUGAAGAAUAAAGGUCCUUAUGAAAUAGUAACUAACUUUAUCUUUACAAAGAAUGAUAAAUUUAAAACAGAUUUUAGUAGUAUCUUCACUAUGUCACCUCAACGUAUCAGUCUAUCUCCAACAGAUAAACUCACACAAGUAAACCUAACAUGUUGCACACAAUCAGAGUUAAUUUUAAAAGAAGCAGAAAUACUUAAAUGUCAAAUUAUUGAACCAAAUAUUAAAGGAACUCCACAACUGAUUGCAUCAAUUCCAAUAAAAUUGUCUGUAAAAGCAGAAUUCAGCAAAUUUACAAUUUCUCCCGCACAUGAUAUUAAUUUUGGUUCACUUAUAUUACAUAAUCAUAAAACACGACAAUUGAUCAUUGAAAAUAAUGGAGAUUAUGAAUUCCGUUACUCAAUUAUACCUGUUAGUAAAAUGUUAGAGCUAUUAGCAACACGUGAAGCUUUAUUGAACAAAGAAUCUACAGGCACGGUGAAACAUAAAAUGUUAGAUCCAACCAUGUUGAGUUCAUCACAAUCUCGUUUACAGCAGGGUUUUUUCACAUUGAGUCCAGCUAGUGGAAUUGUUCCACCUGGAAAUGCACAAAUUAUAACAGUUGAUUGUUUGGCUGCUUCAUUGGGUCAAUGUUUAGAAAUUUCAUCCGGCAGUAUAUUUGGAAUUGAAGAAAAUCGCUUUGUUUAUAGAAAUGUUUUAGUUGGUUCACGUGUUGUUGCACGUUUCCGUAUAGCUAAUCGAAGUAAUGUACCUGCAGAUGUUUCAUUUGAAGUUUGUGCAGUCGGAACAGUUAGUCCUAAUCAACCAAAUGGACGUUCAAGUAGCCGAAGUAGUCAAUCUACUAGUUGUGAUUCGUUUGAAGUGAUACCAGAUAAAGCUCAGAUAGAACCACAUUCAUCUAGUUAUGCAAAUGUAACGUUUUGUCCAACAUCUAUGCAACUUUACACAGCAACAUUUAAUGUAUAUGUAGACAAUAAACUAUCUCCAAGUACCAUAGUUACUUCAGGUCGAGGAAGCACUAGUUCCAGUACAAAACGUUCUUCAAAUCCGCCUGUUCUUACUUUUGAAUUAUAUGGUGAAGGAAAUCUACCACAAAUAAGUGUUUUACAACCAAAACUUCGCAAUCGUGCUGGCCAAACAAUGUGCGUGUUUAAACGCAUUCAAGUUGGUAAAAUAUCAAGUCAGACAUUGUCUCUUCAGAAUAAUGGAUUAUUAAAUAGUCGAUUGAACAUUGAUCUCAUUGAUCCAGAAGGAGUGUUUUUAUUGAAGCCACAAUCGAACAAUGGUUCCUUACUGUUUUACAAUCCCCCAGACAUGUCGGCUGAUUGUACUAGUGAAUCAUCUGGUAAUGAUGAAUUAUCUAUAGCUAAACAAUCAUAUUUAAUUGGUUUAUUAUUAAAACCUAAACAUCAAUUUAAUUUAACAAUUUCAUAUAAACCAAAUAAACGUAAUAUUAAAAAUUAUGGACAAAUUCAAUUAAUAGUAGUAAAUAAUGAAUAUGAAGAUACAUUAAUUGAAUUAAUUGGUGAAUCAUUAAAUGAUGAAGUAUGUAUUGAAAAUGUACCACAAUUAGAUAAUGACAAAUAUUUAUGUAUACAAAAUGCAUUGAAACGAAUAGUUUCUGUAUCGAAAUUAACAUUAGAGGAUAUGGAUUGUGAUCCUAAUCAGGAUGAGGUUCAAACUACGUCAGCAUUACAACAUAACCAUUUAGACUUUGGUGACUGUGGUCCAAAUGAAACUAUAACGCGUACAAUAACAAUCACUCAUUGUGGCAAAGUUAAAGAGACAGAACCGACAAGUUUUCGUUUCAGUUGGCCAACUAAUAAUCCGAUUCUUCAAUUUCGACCAUCUGAAGGUCAUUUACAUGUAAAUCAAUCUAGACGAAUUGAAGUUACAUUCAAACCAUCUGGUUCACCAAUAACACUUAAAUCUCAAUUUAUUAAAUGUAACUUACAUCGUAUUGUUGUACCCGUUCCAGAGGGUUGUACGAAAGCUGUUGACUGGGAUGAUACAAAACAAGUUAUUCGUUGGGUUGAUGUACCUGGAGACAAAACGAAUGGACCAGAUUCUUCAAAUCGUUCAAUACCAACAACAACAACAACAACGACGACGACAACAGGAACAGUAAACUCAUUAAAACCAACAAAUCAUAUUCAAACAACGAUAAUAAGUUCAGAUAAUUUACAAGAACGAAAUAUUCAUAUGAAUUGUAAUUAUGGUUCAUCUAAUGAAAUAAUUUGUCGUAAACAAAAACUAAUUGAAAUUGAACCAGAACCUCAUUAUGAAGAAGUAUUCGAUCAAUCAGAUCCUAAACCAAUAGAAUUAUUCGUAUCUGCUAUAGCUGAUUUUGUUCAAUUUCGUUGUGAUCCAAAUAGAAUUGAUUUUAAAGAAACAAAUAUUUUUGAAAAACGAAUAUACAGAUUUGAAUUAUUUAAUCAAGGAUUAAUUACAUUACAUUUUAAAUGGUCAAUUCAUAUGAUAAGUUCAAUGCCUGAAAAUGAGUCAAAUAAAAAUAUUAAUACUAAUGAAUGUUGGAGCACUGAUGAAAAUCAAAAUGAACACUGGGAUAAAUCACUUAUUCCAUUCAAAGUUUAUCCAAUUGAAGGUUGUAUACUACCUGGAAGAUCACAAUUUAUCGAGGUCACUUUUAGUCCACUUUUACUGGGUGAAUUUGAAGCGCAGCUUACGAGUAAAAUUGAUAAUUUAGCUCAACAAUCAUCCAAUACAAAUCGUAAUCGACCAAUUUUGACAGCUCCAAUAAUCACAAUAACAGGAAAGUCAGAACAUUCAAUUCUACACUUUGAUUUAUGUGACUCAGAUUAUAUCUCAAGCGGGAGAAGAAAUCCAGAAUUACCUGGACCGAAUGGAACACCAUUCGGUGAAAGCCUAGAUCCAUUUACUAGAGUUAUUGAAUUCAAUACAAUUGGUCUAGGCUUAAAAUCUACUCGAUACUUUUCAAUAGUUAAUACAACUAGAGAAGAUUUUGAAUUUAUGAUUAUAAAUGAAGAUUCAAUUAAUGUUAAACAACCUCAAUCAGUUAAAUGUAUUGAAGAAAAGGGGAUUAUCUUAGCUGGAAAAAAAGUUAAUAUUGGAUUUGAAUACAUUUCUUAUCAACUUGGACUAAUUGAAUCGUUUUGGCGAUUUGUUGUCAAGAAAUAUGAAUAUAGUGUUCCAUUACUUAUUGUCGGUAAUACAAGGGAACCAAAUAUACUAUUUGAUCAAUCACAUAUUAACUUUAAUGCUGUACUUGUUGGUCAUCAAGUUAGUAAAACUGUCUUGUUAAUUAAUCAAGAAACUUCAACGUCAAUAUCAUCAACUACUUUCAAUGACAUAUGUAUGAAUAAUGAAGAACAAUCCUCAAAUAUAUUCGAGUUUGAAUUUUUGAAGUCAAGUCUUCAUAGUGCUGGAAAACAAGAUUCGAUUAUUGUUGAACCGAUGUCUGGUUAUAUUCCACCCGGUACAAAAUUACCUAUUCAAAUUACUUUUCAAGCAAAUGGUGAACGUGAUACUAAUAUCAAUUUACAAUGCCUUAUAAAACAUCGUGAUUUACCUUUAACAUUAAAUGUUAAAGCUCAAGGAUAUACAAUUCAUUCAUCAUUAUGGAUUGAUUGUAUUCAAUCAAAUAAUAACAAUAAUCAUAAUAACAAGACAUGUACAACUACUAGUGAACUAAUUGAACUUACACCAUUAUGGUCACCAUGUAUUGGUAUUGAUCUAAUAGAUCUUAUCAAUAAAUCAAUAAAUCGAAUUCAAAAUGAUCAAAAUUUAAUCAAUAAAUUAUCUGAAUUAAAUUUUGGUAAAUUUUAUCCUGGUGAAUGUAUUACACGUAAAUUAGUAGUUUAUAAUAAUGGAAAAUAUAAAUUUGAUUUUAUAUGUCAAUUUAUGUCAUUAAGAAGUAAUACAAGUAUCAAUGAAAAAAAUGUACAGAAACAUAAUAAAGAACAACAAUUGAUUGAUCAAUUAAUUAAUGGUUUCACUAUAGAUGAUAUCAAUCAACCACCAUCAUUAAUAAUCAAUCCUAAUUCUGGUAGUUUAUUACCAAAUGAAAAAUUAACAUGUACAAUUACAUUUCAGUUACCAAAGCAACUAAAUGUAUUAAAUAUAAAUCAUUUAAAAUUAUAUAAUUUACUUGGUAUUUGUUUUAUAAUACGUGAUGGUCCUAUUUAUGGUAUUAAAUUAUUAGGUUCAAUCAAAAAACAAAUGAUACAAUUUUCUGAAACUUCUAUUGAUUUCGGUUCACAAUUCAUUAUGCAAUCCGGUCUUAAACCAUCUAUACGUUAUUUAUAUAUAAGUAAUAAUGAUAUAAAACAAGAAUUAAGUAUUGAAUGUAUUACAAAAUCAUCAAAAAUAUUCUCUUAUAAUUUUAUAUCAACAAUUUUAUCAAAGAAAGAACAACAAGAAACUAAUGGAUCCAAUUCAAAUAGUCUAUGUUUACCAAUAUACUUUUAUCCAUAUCAUGAUCAAUUCUAUAAAGAAACAAUAAUAUUUGAAAUUAAUGGUUGUAGUCAAUAUACAAUUGAUUUAUUAGGUAAAGGAUGUGAAUUAAUCAUUGAACCAAAAGUAUAUCCAUUAUUGAUAAUGAAUAAAACUAAGAAAGGUCUUACAAAAAUUACUCAAUUCAAUGAUGAAGAUGAAUUUAUUCAUCAUAAAAGAUGUAUCAAUUUAGGUUAUUUAAAAACUGGUCAAAUAUCACGACGAUUUAUUAGUUUAAUUAAUAAAAGUUCUGCAUCAAUAUGUCUACAUCAAAUCCAUUUGAAUCAACCACAAUCUAAUAAUAAUAAUAAUAAUGAGAAUAAAUCUAAUUCAAUUCAUAUACAAUUUUGUAAAUCAAUUUCUAUGGAUAAACAAUUCAAUAAUUUUGGACCGAUCAAAGAAAUUAUGACACCAAUCAUUAUUCCAUCAAAUGGUGGGGAAAUAAUGAUCAUGUUAAGUUUAACAUCAAAUUAUCGAUUAUCUAAAUUUACUGAAGAAGUUCUAUGUGAAAUUUCACGUGUAGAUCAAAAUGAUAAAAAUAUAAUUCAAUUGUCUAAGAAUCAAAUAAACACUACUAUAACUAUGAAUAGUAACCAUAGAAAUAAAGAAGAAAUGAUUACAAAUCUACAAGAGAAUACUAAUAUGUUUUUACCAGUAUUUUCAAUAUAUGGUGCUGUGAAUACAAAUGAUAUUAAUUUUAAUACAGAAUCAAUUAAUUUUGGUUCAAUUGUACGUGGUAGUCAAUUAAGUAGACGUUUAGUUUUAAUGAAUACCGGUGAUUAUAAUACAAAGUUCGAAUGGGAUAAAUCAACUUUCACAUCGGAUUUAACUAUAGAACCAAUGAAUGGAUCCAUUGGUCCAGGAUUAGAAGUAACAUUUAUUUUAACUCUUAAACCAAGUAAAUUAACACGUGAAAUACGAAUAGAUAAUGUAACAUGUCAAAUUCAAGGUAUAGGAUCAAAAUUAAUUACUGUUAGUGGAGCGUGUGUGCCACCUACUAUUAUUAAAGAAAUACAACAAUUUUCAACGAUUGUUAGACAGCAAGAUAUUAAAAAUCUACAAAUUGUUAAUCGUACAAAUGCUAAUUGGCAAAUCAAACCAGUUAUUGAUGGUGAACAGUGGGAUGGACCAAAAAUAAUUGAUAUACCUCCACAACAAAUAGGAAUUUAUGAAUUAACAUAUAAACCAUUAACAAUGACUUUAGAUGGAGCAAAACAUAAAGGUACAAUAUUCUUUCCAUUACCUGAUGGUACAGGAUUAUUAUAUAAUUUAUGUGGAACAUCUGAUGCACCAAAAUCAAUGAUGCGAAUAAAUCGUGAAAUUGAAUGUAAAAAAUUACAUACGGAAAUUGUACAAAUACCAAAUUGGUUAAAUGUAUCACAAAGAUUUCGUGUUUCAAAGGAAAUUCUUCGACCGGAUAAAUUAGAUCCAAGUACAACUAUUCAAGGAUUAAAUUAUUUAGAUGUACCAGCUGAUUCAAGUAAAGAGUAUAAAUUGAGUAUAUUCACUUAUCGAGAAGGUUUUACAUUGAUUAAAGUUACAUUUACAAAUGAAACAACUGGUGAAUAUCAAUAUUUUGAAGUGAAUUUUAAAUCUAUCAGAAAUAAAAGUUUAGAUUUGAUUAAAAUGCAAACACCUAUUCGUAAACCUAUUACACAUACACUCAUAUUAGAAAAUCCUUUAUCAAUACCAGUGAAUUUUCAAAUGAGUACAAAUAUCUCUGAAGUUCAAUGUCCAAAUCAAUUACAAAUACCUGCUAAUUGUGAAGGUAAAGUAACACUUGAAUAUUUACCAAUUAAAAUUGGUCAAAAUAAUGGAAAAUUUGAAGCUAAUUGUAAUGAAUUAGGUUCAUUUGUUUAUGAAUUAAAUCUACAAGCUACACCAGCUAGUUUUGAAUCGACAAUACAUUUUCGUACAACCAUAGGACAACGACAUUGUCAAAUUGUAAAAUUUACAAAUUUAUCAAAAAAUAAAAAUGAAUUUACUACUAACGUUGAUAAUUCUGAUUAUCAUUGUGAAAAACAAAUAAUUGUAGCACCGGGGGUUGAAGCAUCAUUGGAAGUUGUAUAUGAACCAACUAGUGUGGGUAAUUCACAGGCUAUUUUAACAAUUACAAGUGCACAAGCUGGUGAAUACAGUUUUCUACUUAAAGGUACUGCUCUACUACCACAACCACAAGGUCCAAUAAUCAUAAAAGCUGGUGAAACAAAACAUAUCAUCUUCCGAAAUGUUUUCCCUACACCCAUACUUUAUUCAUUUCAGGUUGACAAUACUUUAUUCAAUCUACCGAAACAAAGUGAAGUUAUUAGACCUGGUAAAGAAUUUAGAAUUCCUGUUGGUCUUGACGCUAAUAUCACUAAAUCUCCUGUAACGGGUAAACUAGUUGUGACAGCAGUCCGUGCACAGUCAAGUGCACGUACAAUCCGUAAAGGACCAUCAAAUGUAAUUAGUGAUACCACUUCCCUAUCAUCAUCAUCGUCUUCAUCAUCACCACAACAGCAACAGUCAAGCUUCAUUGAUUCUACAAUUACAGAAAAAGGCGAAGGAUUUCAAUGGGUUUAUUAUUUACGCGGUGUUACAGGAUAA
Molecule: messenger RNA, 17141 nt
Organism: Schistosoma bovis
Lineage: Eukaryota; Metazoa; Platyhelminthes; Trematoda; Strigeidida; Schistosomatidae
Source: the annotation of a GenBank genome assembly